Polypterus senegalus (gray bichir) is the source of this 2136-nucleotide messenger RNA. RefSeq lists its product as uncharacterized. The transcript is spliced from 3 exons. The record is from RefSeq and is a predicted model, not a curated record. NCBI's taxonomy places the organism in Eukaryota, Metazoa, Chordata, Cladistia, Polypteriformes, Polypteridae. The coding region runs from base 139 to 888 and encodes 249 amino acids.
ACGGUCUUCGACCGGCUUACGGGGGUCUUGUCUCAGCUGCGAGUGCUGCUGUUUGAUGCUGUCGGACUUGAGACAAUGAACCAGUGAAUUAGACCAGGGCUGAAGCAGACAGAAAGAAGAGGUCGCGAAAACUUUGUCAUGGCGAUGCAAACAGCCUGUGGCUCUCCUAACAGAGCCAAGACACUGCAGUGCUGGCUGCUGUUGAUAGCACUUGGAGCCAACCUGGUACCUGGCAGGGUUUCACAAAGUGCAGAUGGUGAAAAUGACAUUGGCUCCGGGGAUCAUGCGGUACUUCAUAACAUCAGCAGUGGAGGAGAAGCUAGGAGAAUUCCAAGAAAGACGGUGGCAGCCAAGCCAGCAUCCCCUUUAGGUCAGUGUUCUGUCACCUUCCACAUCGCCAGACCUUCUGGUGUCUCCACAGGCUGCACUUCCCACAAGCUCAACACUCCCAACUGGCAGGAGGAACUCGACCACAUUAAGAGACUUGUCCACAAGAACGAGGCCACCAUUAAGGGCCUCUUCUCCACCAUCAAUAAGGAUAUCGGAAAGGAGCCGUACAGAGACAUCAUCACAGGUGUGCUACUGGGAAUCAAAGAGGACAAUGUCAGGUUUGAGGAGAUGAUGAAGAAAAUGAUGGUGGAGUUUGAAACUCAACGAGGGGGUGACUUUGUAGGAUCCCUCUUUGAUUUUGAAAAAGUUCAAGAAGAGGUGCGUCUUACGGCAGACCUGCUGCACUCCACAGCGGACAUUGCCAACCAUCUCGAGCGGGGGGCUCAAGAGCUUUAUUCCCAGCUGACUAAACUCCAGCCUGACCACAGCAACAGAGAGCGAGUCCCCCCCUCCUCCUCCUCCUCUUCCUCCCCUUGCUCCUGGAGGGGAUGUGUCUGAGCCCACCUGACCGAGGCAGCAGAUGUCGCGCCGGGAGGACGACACUUCUGUUUUGUCGGAUGUGGAGCGCCAGGAGUCCUUCCUUUGCUAGAGAGCCGUGACGCAUGCAGCGAGGCGAGUGAUUAAUUACCUGCCGAUCUCUGGAGGUCUGUAAUUAGAUCAGGACAGGAAUGUCGCUUUCGGAGACCGCCAAGGAUAUUUUAUGAACUCCAGUGUACAUUUGUGACAGGGCCGGGGGACGUCUGGUGGGACACGCUGAACUCAGAGUCAUUGAGGGUUUGAGUUGCACUUAAGAAAAGCGGCAAGAAAAAAAGAAAAUGGAGAGGAUCACUCAAUUUAAAAUGUACUCACGUGACGUGGGGGGCACUGAGCUUUUGGUGUGGCAGUUCAUUGUGGCGCUACUGGGGGUUUUCCAUGACCUUUAAUUUCUUUUCCAUUCCAUAUUGACUCCCCAGACACCUUUCUUGCACGCGUUACCCAUUUCCAAAAAUGAAGCGCAGGCUGGGAAGAUGUAGUGCUGUUUUUGAUGAGAUUUGGGGGGCUUGGGGGGGACUGGAGAUAAUUGAAUCUUUGCAUUGAGAUUAUGUAUGAGAACGGAUUCAUGAAGUCCUCUGACCUCUUCGCUUUGAGUCUGAAAACGGACACACUAGCCAUCAGUCAUGGGUGGAGUUUAAGGGGUGGCUUGGGGGGCCUGCACAAUGAAUGAACUAUGUUUGGAGAGGAAGACUCAGAUAUAGAGUUUUUUUAAGCCACAGUUAAUGUCCUGCCAUUUUCUAUGUCACUUAAUCACACACGUGUCCCUCCUCUCUUGACUGCCGGUAGCGGCACACAUUAACUGCACAUCUUUGAUGUUUGCCUACUGAGUGGUCAAUGUGUCCACACCUAUGGAGACCCUGAGGAGGACCUCCACUCCUUCUUGCCCUCUCAGGUCUGCUGAUGAAUGGCAUCUGGUUUUGCCACUUCAGUGUGGCAUCUAAUCUCAAUUCUGACCCGUCAUGUGUAGCUCCGAGCUUCCCACCUCCACCCACCUCAGUGCAUUUAAGAAGCGUUUGAAGACUUUCUUGUUGGCUGAAUUUCUGUCUCACUGGUGUUAGGUUUUUAUACUCUAUGAAUUGUAAAUUGUCUCGCAUUUUGUUCUGAGCUCUUCACUUGUCACAAUCAGUUUUGUCACCUUGUCCUGUAUCACAUACCCCAUACUUAUGUUGACCCUUUUUGUAAGUUGCUUUGAAUAAAAAUGUCUGUGAAGCA